AUGGAGGAAGAAGAGGAUCAAAUUUUGCUCUCUAGUUUGGGCGUGAAGUCUGCCAAUCCCGAAGACAUUGAACGCGAUGUGUUGGAAAAGGCUACUAGGAAUGAUUCAGUGACAGGUACUGAAGUUGAAGGUAGUGCCAAGGAAGAAUGUUCUGAUUUGCCUGAAGAUGUUGAUCCAUCAGCUAAUGCUAAAGCUGAACUUCACCACAAGUUGAGAGCUGUACUAUUCGAAAUUGAUGCAGUUGCCUCCACCGUUGAGCAGUUGAGAAAUGUGGAAAAUAAUGAAGAAUGUAGUGGUGCUGGUGAGGACGGAUUGGUGUCAGGGAUUGCUGAGGGCGAUUCCUCUGACAAGUCAAAUCUUCAGUGUGUUCUUGCUGCCGAUAGACUGAGGAGUCUGAAGAAGACGAAAGCUCAACUAGAAAAAGAGCUUUUGAAUUUGUCUAAGGAUGAUGCUUCCAAAAGUGUUGAGGAUGAACAAUUGAUCUUUAGUUUAGUUAGGGAAGAGCGGAAGCCAAAGAGGAAGGUUACAGAAGAUAAAAAAUCAAAUAAAAGCAAGGGAAAGCGAGUUAAGAAGGUUUCCUUUGAUGAUGAUGUUGAUUUUGAUACUGUUCUGGAUGCAGCCUCUGCAGGCUUUGUUGAAACAGAAAGGGAUGAACUGGUGAGGAAAGGAAUUUUAACCCCUUUUCAUAAGUUAAAGGGCUUUGAGCGACGUUAUCAACAACCAGAAACAUCAACUAGUCAUAAUGCAGCUGAGGAAGAAAAUGCUGGUGAUCUUGCUGCUGCCAGUGUUGAAAGAGCUGCGAAGUCCAUGUAUGAGGCAGCAAGAUCUCGCCCAACCACUAAGCUGCUUGAGCCUGAAGAUGCACCAAAGCUUGAUGCACCCACUUUUCCAUUUCGAAGGCUCAAGAAACCACUACAAUGUUCCAAACCUCUAGAUAGAGAGGUGGAGCUGAAUAAAGAUUCAAAAAGGAAAAAGAGGCGGCCUCUGCCUGGUAGGAAAUGGACCAAGCGUGUUUCGUGUGAGGACACACGUAUGGAAGAAAGUGAAAACGCAGAUGGCUGCUUGGAUGCUCCCAGUUUUGAAAAUUUAGAAGAACAAGACAUUGAGCUUGAUGAUCAUGAACCUUAUGUAACAUUAGAAGGUGGGCUGAAAAUUCCUGAUAAGAUAUUUGACGCUCUGUUUGACUAUCAAAAGGUUGGUGUUCAGUGGCUGUGGGAAUUGCAUUGCCAAAGAGCUGGUGGAAUUAUUGGUGAUGAGAUGGGACUUGGUAAAACUGUCCAGGUCUUAUCGUUUCUUGGUGCAUUGCACUUUAGUGGUAUGUACAAACCCAGCAUUAUUGUGUGCCCAGUUACACUCUUGCGACAGUGGAAAAGGGAAGCUAACAAGUGGUAUCCAAAAUUCCAUGUAGAGCUUUUACAUGAUUCGGCUCAAGAUUCUGUUCCUAGAAAGAAGCGAGCUAAAUCUGAAGAAACAGACUGUGAAAGCAAUAGUUCAAGUGACAAUGAUUAUGAGAAAUGUGUGCCAUCUAGAAACACAAGAAAAUGGGAAUCCCUGAUAAAUCGUGUCAUGAGAUCGGAAUCCGGAUUACUUAUCACCACUUAUGAGCAGCUCAGAAUAUUGGGGGAUCAGUUGCUUGACAUUGAAUGGGGUUAUGCAGUUCUUGAUGAAGGGCAUAAAAUAAGGAAUCCAAAUGCUGAAGUUACCCUGGUUUGCAAGCAGCUACAAACUGUACAUCGCAUCAUAAUGACUGGUGCACCUAUUCAGAACAAACUGACUGAACUGUGGUCAUUGUUUGAUUUUGUUUUUCCUGGAAAGUUGGGUGUUUUGCCUAUAUUUGAAGCGGAAUUUGCAGUUCCUAUAGCAGUUGGUGGAUACGCAAAUGCUUCACCUUUGCAAGUAUCCACAGCAUACAGGUGUGCUGUGGUGCUACGUGAUUUAAUCAUGCCUUAUCUUCUCCGAAGAAUGAAGGCUGAUGUGAAUGCCCAACUUCCAAAGAAGACUGAGCAUGUUCUAUUUUGCAGCCUUGCACCAGAGCAAGUAUCUGCUUAUAGAGCAUUUUUAGCUAGCACUGAUGUAGAGCAAAUAUUGGAUGGACACAGGAAUUCUCUUUAUGGUAUUGAUGUCAUGCGCAAGAUCUGCAACCACCCUGAUCUACUUGAAAGGGAUCAUGCCUUCAGUGAUCCAGAUUAUGGAAAUCCGGAGCGUAGUGGGAAAAUGAAAGUUGUAGCUCAAGUUCUUAAUGUUUGGAAGGAACAGGGUCACCGAGUUCUCCUUUUUACUCAAACCCAACAAAUGCUUGACAUUUUUGAGAAUAUUUUGACAACUUCUGGUCACAUUUAUCGGAGAAUGGAUGGUCUCACUCCUGUAAAACAGAGAAUGGCCUUAAUAGAUGAAUUUAAUGCUUCAAGUGAAAUAUUUAUUUUCAUUUUAACAACCAAAGUUGGGGGUUUGGGGACCAAUCUUACAGGUGCAGACAGGGUGAUCAUCUUUGACCCUGACUGGAAUCCCUCAAAUGAUAUGCAGGCCAGAGAGCGAGCUUGGCGUAUUGGUCAGAAGCGGGAUGUAACAGUGUAUAGGUUGAUAACACGUGGAACUAUAGAGGAGAAAGUUUAUCACCGUCAGAUUUACAAACACUUUCUUACGAAUAAGAUAUUGAAGAACCCACAGCAGAAAAGGUUCUUUAAAGCCCGGGAUAUGAAAGAUCUUUUCACGCUUAAUGUGGAUGGAGAAACUGGGUCAACUGAAACAUCAAAUAUUUUUGGUCAAAUAUCUGAAGAAGUAAAUGUCAUUGGGACACAGAAAGGAAAUAAGGAUAAGUAUAAACAUAGCCAAACUGCCAAACUGGAUUCUGAAGAUGUUGCGGUUAGUAAUGAUGACAAGUCAGAGAGAGGAUCUUUGGAAGGAAAAGGGAAAGAGAAGGUUGAACACAAUAAUGGGGUUGAUGAUGAAACAAAUAUAUUGAAAAGUCUUUUUGAUGCCAAUGGGAUACAUAGUGCCAUGAACCAUGAUUUAAUCAUGAAUGCCCAAGAUGAGGAGAAGAUGAGACUUGAGGAGCAAGCAUCCCAGGUUGCACAAAGAGCUGCAGAAGCAUUACGUCAGUCACGAAUUCUCAGAAGCCAUGAUAGUGUAUCUGUUCCCACAUGGACAGGAAGGUCAGGAACUGCUGGUGCACCAUCAUCUGUAAGGCGGAAGUUUGGUUCAACUGUAAAUGCGCAGUUGGUAAAUAAAAGCAAGGUAUCUGAUGAAUUACCCAGCAAGGGAACUACCAAGUUAAAUGGAUUCGCUGCUGGUGCAUCUGCUGGGGCAUCUGCUGGUAAAGCAUUAUCUUCUGUCGAACUAUUGGCUCAAAUUCGAGGUAAACAAGAGAAAGCCAUUGGUGCUGGGCUUGAACAUCAGUCUGGUAUAUUGUCAAGUUCCACGAAUCAAGCAAGAUCUGUAGAUGUUAGAUCUUCCCAGGUUACCGCAAGUUCAUCUGGAUUACAACCUGAAGUAUUGAUUCGGCAAAUCUGUACUUUUAUACAACAGCGAGGGGGUAGUUCUGAUUCAGCUAGCAUAGUUCAAUAUUUCAAGGAACGUAUUCCCUCAAAAGAUCUUGCCUUGUUCAAGAAUCUGUUAAAGGAAAUUGCGACUCUGCAUAAAGGAUCAAAUGGAUCCUAUUGGGUUCUAAAACCAGACUAUCAAUUCUGA
Molecule: messenger RNA, 3687 nt
Organism: Sphenostylis stenocarpa
Lineage: Eukaryota; Viridiplantae; Streptophyta; Magnoliopsida; Fabales; Fabaceae
Source: the annotation of a GenBank genome assembly